GCAGAGUGGGUGCCGCAGCCACAGAGCCAGAGCGGGGCAGGGACUGCAGGUUCCCAGGGAAGGAUGCGGCUGGAGACCCUCGCGUGGGUGGUGAUGGCGCUCGGCGUCCUGGCCAGCCCCAGCCCUGAGCCCCAGCUGGGGGCGUCGAUCUUUGCUGACCUGAGCCCGGCAGAGCUGCGGGCGGUGCAGAGCUUCCUGCUGAGCCGGCCGGAGCUGGGGCUGGGGGCCGGCCCCGCGGAGUCGCUGGCCAGCAACAGCCUCUUCCUGGUGGAGCUGCAGGUGCCCAGGAAGAGCCAGGCCCUGCAGUUCUUGGAUGGGGGCAGCCCCCGCCCGCCACGCCUGGCCCGCGCCAUCAUCUUCUUCGGGGAGCAGGCCCAGCCCAACGUCACCGAGUUUGUGGUGGGGCCCCUGCCGCGGCCCAGCUACUACCGGCCCGUGGGCUACAAGGGCGGGCGGCCCGUCCCCUUCACCGCGCGGCCCGUCAGCCAGCUGGAGUACCGGCUGAUGCACCGCAGGCUGCUGGAGAUGCUGGAGCCGCUGGACCGGCUGCUGCACGAGGCCACCGGCUUCCGGUACCACAACUGCAGCCAGCGCUGCCUGACCUUCUCGGACGCGGCGCCCCGCGGGCUGGGCCCCGGCGAGCGCCGCUCCUGGCUCAUCCUCCAGCGCUCCGUGGAGGGCCACUUCCUGCACCCCGUGGGGCUGGAGCUGCUGCUGGACCACCGCUCCCGCGACCCCGGCCGCUGGGCCCUGCAGCAGCUCUGGUACAAGGGGCAGUACUUCGCCAGCGCCCAGGAGCUGGCCGGGCGCCACGAGCGGGGGGAGCUGGCCCCGGCCCCGCCGCCCAGGCCCGAGCUGCUCUUCUCCACCUACCUGCCCCGCGGCCGCUUCGGCACCGGCACCCCCACGGACGUGCACGGGGCCAAGGUGUGCGAGCCGCAGGGCAAGCGCUACCGGCUGCGGGGCAACCUGGUGGAGUACGGGGGCUGGCGCCUGGCCCUGCGGCUGCGCUCCUCCUCCGGCCUGCAGCUCUUCGACCUGCGCUUCAACGGCCAGCGGCUGGCCCACGAGCUGAGCGUGCAGGAGGCCGUGGCCUUCUACGGGGGCGACACGCCGGCCGCCAUGCAGACCAAGUACAUCGACAGCUCCUGGGGCCUGGGCGCCCUGGCCCACGAGCUGGCGCCCGGCAUUGACUGCCCCGAGGUGGCCACCUACCUGGACGUGCACCGCCUGUACGACGCGGCGGGGCCCGUGCGCUACCCCCGCGCCCUCUGCCUCUUCGAGCUGCCCACCGGCGUGCCCCUGCGGCGCCACUUCGACAGCAACGCCCAGGGCGGCUACCGCUUCUACGGGGGCCUGGAGGGGCGGGCGCUGGUGCUGCGCACCACGGCCACCGUCUACAACUAUGACUACAUCUGGGACGUGCUGCUCUACCCCAACGGGGUGCUGGAGGCCAAGGUGCACGCCACCGGCUACCUCCACGCCACCUUCUACACGCCCCAGGGCCUGCACUACGGCACCCGCCUGCACCAGGACCUGCUGGGCAACCUGCACACCCACCUGGUGCACUACAAGGUGGACCUGGACGUCGCCGGCACCCGGAACAGCUUCGAGGCAGUGGACGUGCGGUUCGAGAACAUCUCCAACCCCUGGCAGGCGGGCGAGCGGGUCGUGCAGCCCCGUCUGCACCGGCGGCCAUGCCGGAGCGAGCGCCAAGCCGCCUUCCCCUUCGGCACGGCCCUGCCCAGGUACCUGCUGGUCUCCAGCCCGACCCAGCGCAAUCGCUGGGGGCACCCGCGCAGCUACCGCAUCCAGUACAGCUCGCAGGCCGACCGCGUCCUGCCCCGCGGCUGGAAGGAGGAGCAGGGCGUCGCCUGGGGACGGUACCACCUGGCGGUGACGCGGCACCACGAGAAGGAGGCGACCAGCAGCAGCCUGUACGCCCAGCACGACCCCUGGCAGCCGGUCCUCGACUUCGAGAGCUUCCUCCGCAACGACGAGAACAUCGAGAACCAGGACCUGGUGGCCUGGGUGACGGUGGGUUUCCUGCACAUCCCGCACGCUGAGGACGUGCCCAACACGGCCACGCCCGGCAACGCCGUCGGCUUCUUCCUGCGCCCCUUCAACUUCUUCGACGAGGACCCGUCGGUGGCGUCGCGCAGCACCGUCAUCGUGCGGCCCCGGGACCCGGCCGCGGCCCAGGUGGAGAUCCAGCGCUGGACGCCCGCCAGCCCGGGGCCCUGCGUCUCCGCCGAGCCCUUCCACUACAACGGCACCUACUGGCAGGAGUGAGCCCGGGCCCUGCCCACGGCAGCAGGGCCCGGCGGGCGUCACUGGCGCGAAGGGGCCCCUGGCCUCUGCUCCGGCUGGCUGGGGCCAUGGCUCUGGGGACCGGGGGGUGGGGGCAGCUCGGCAGCUCCUAGCCCCGAGGGUCGCCCACAGACAGCUGGGCCUGGGGGGGCACAGAGGUGGGGAGGGGGCGCGGACCGAAGGGCUUGGCCCCGUGCUAAGGGGACUCUAGUCGGUAAAUACACGUGUCUGCCCAGCCCGCGGAGUCUGUUGGGGCUGCAUGCCCCCAUGCGACGUGUGGGGC
Molecule: messenger RNA, 2593 nt
Organism: Caretta caretta (loggerhead turtle)
Lineage: Eukaryota; Metazoa; Chordata; Testudines; Cheloniidae
Gene: AOC1
Product: amine oxidase copper containing 1
Biological process (GO): amine metabolic process; response to antibiotic
Cellular component (GO): plasma membrane
Molecular function (GO): diamine oxidase activity; copper ion binding; quinone binding
Source: RefSeq, a predicted model, not a curated record